AUACAAAUUAUUUUAAUAUUAAAAUAAUUUCAUUUAUUUUAUUUAGAAAACAUCGUCUGCUGUAAAUAUUAGUCGUCUGCUAUACUGCCCCGUCAGCUUUAUAAAUCGUCUGCUAUAUUUUGUUGAUACACAAUCUACCUGGUUACGCUCGAUAGUUUUUUCUUACUCGAGCAUAACGUGUACCCGGUAUGGUAUAUAUAAGGCAAAACCCGUGCAGAAACUCACUCUUUACACGUUUGCAGUACAGAUUGACUGGUUUAAAACAUUUAUCUGCUAUCUACAUUGCCAAAUUAUGCCACGUGGCCGCGGAUGCGUACGUCCACAAAGACUGUCGCGGAACAACACCGCCAGGCAGCCCGAGCCAGCAAGUAGCGCAACAAGGAGCCAACAACCUUCAAACAGAGGGAGGAAACGAACGGCAGAGGUCCCGUUGGAAGAUUUUGUUGACAAGAGGGUGUCGCAAACGAACGCUGACAUCUGGGUCAUCGGGGACUCGAUCCCGUACUGGGCAGGCAAUCAUGCAAUACAAACUGGGAAGAAAAAUUUGAGACUACCAGGACAAACAAUUGCAUGGCUAGGGGUUCGAGGUCUGCGAUGGUCCACACUUCGACGGGAAAUUGAAGCUAAGGUUCUCCUAUCACCUGCUCCAUCGUUAAUACUUAUUCAUUUAGGUGGUAAUGAUUUAGUUCACUCUCAUGCCUAUGAUAUUAAAGGGACAAUACAGGAUGAAGUAUCUUACCUUCACGACGCAUUUUCCGUCCGCUUGCAUUAUUUGGAUUGA
Messenger RNA from Ruditapes philippinarum (Manila clam), 781 nucleotides. RefSeq lists its product as uncharacterized. Lineage: Eukaryota; Metazoa; Mollusca; Bivalvia; Venerida; Veneridae. Bases 293 to 781 code for a protein of 162 amino acids. The transcript has 2 exons. The record is from RefSeq and is a predicted model, not a curated record.